AUGAAGGACUCCAGCGAUUGGGAGCCAACAGACUUCUCCAGUUCGAACUCGGGCUUCUUAGUCGCUAAAGUCCAGAGACUGGGAGCAGCCAAUGAGGAUGCACACAACUUGGCGAAGAAGGAGGAAUCGAGUCCCACCAGGAAACGAUCAAAUGAUCUGAUAGAAAAACAGGAAAAGAAGUUCGCGGAGGAUCCUCUCAAAGAUGACUUGUACGAUCCAGACAUGGACGAUAAGGAUGAAGAGUUCGUAAACCAAUUCAUUCACGUUGAGGGUACGGAGGAUGGCGAACAGCAAGGCGGUAGUAGACGGCGGAAAGUGAAGCAUUCGGACGCUGUUCUAUCCUGUCCACAAUGCUUUACGCAAAUAUGCUAUGUCUGCCAGGAACAUACUCGGUAUAGUAAUCAAUAUCGGGCAGUAGAGGUUCGGAAUUGUCGAGUUGAUGAGGAUAAGGUUACGUCGUAUAAGGACGGACCGGACACUUACAAUCCUGUCUAUUGUAGUAACUGCGGACUUCAAGUAGCAAUGCGAGAUCGCUCGGAUGGGGUUUACCAUAUUUUUGACUGUAUUAAAGACGACCCGCGAGAGUAG
Perkinsus marinus ATCC 50983 is the source of this 588-nucleotide messenger RNA. RefSeq names its product E2F-associated phosphoprotein, putative. NCBI's taxonomy places the organism in Eukaryota, Perkinsozoa, Perkinsida, Perkinsidae. Gene Ontology annotation, cellular component: nucleus. The transcript is spliced from 5 exons. The record is from RefSeq and is a predicted model, not a curated record. Gene Ontology annotation, biological process: positive regulation of cell population proliferation. The coding region runs from base 1 to 588 and encodes 195 amino acids.